Cryptomeria japonica (Japanese cedar) is the source of this 2998-nucleotide messenger RNA. Its product is annotated as DNA replication licensing factor MCM4. Gene Ontology annotation, biological process: double-strand break repair via break-induced replication; DNA strand elongation involved in DNA replication; DNA replication. The record is from RefSeq and is a predicted model, not a curated record. NCBI's taxonomy places the organism in Eukaryota, Viridiplantae, Streptophyta, Pinopsida, Cupressales, Cupressaceae. The transcript is spliced from 22 exons. Gene Ontology annotation, cellular component: MCM complex; nucleus. Gene Ontology annotation, molecular function: single-stranded DNA helicase activity; ATP binding; single-stranded DNA binding. The coding region runs from base 121 to 2598 and encodes 825 amino acids.
CCAUGCUAAGAGCAGUGAGAGCAAGCAAACCCUUACCUCUAACAAAUCUACGAAGCGCUAGUUUGGGAUAACAUUAAAACAUUCAUCUCAACUGCAACUGUCUAAGCCUUUUCACUUGCAAUGGACAGCACUUCUUCACCAAUUGCGCCGAGAGAAGGUCAUUCGUCUCGGGAGUCCAGUCCUGUGCGUAGACGCAGCAGCAGAAGGAGGUCAGGGAGCGUGUCUUCGGGUUAUACAACUCCUCUCGACUUUGGGACCCCUGCUACUGCCAAAGGAACACCUUCAUAUGUCAAUUAUCGCAAUGAUAUCAGCAGUUCCUCAACAGGGAGGCGUCAAAGGCAACCUGUUACUCCCAGCAGUGGUGGGGAUGCGACAGAGAUGCCUCAGUCUUCCGAGGGUGACCUUGAUGGCAACCCCCCUAUGCUUGUUUGGGGCACAAAUAUAAGUGUUCAAGAUGUCAAUCAAGCAGUUCAGCGCUUUCUGAGGAAUUUCAGGGAUGAUCCUUCGGAUCUUGAGGGGAAAUACAUGCGGCUAUUAGAACAGACAAUGGAAGUCGAAGGUGAUUCGUUGAAUAUUGACGCAAUGAACAUCUUUGAAUAUGAUGAAGAUCUUUAUGGGAAGAUGGUCAGAUAUCCUCUUGAAGUUCUUGCCAUUUUUGACAUUGUAUUGAUGGAUGUUGCUGUUCACCUCAAGCCUCUGUGGGAGAAGCACAUACAGGCAAGAAUAUUCAACCUUAGAGAUACAGUAAACAUGAGAGAACUGAAUCCAUCAGAUAUUGAGAAGAUGGUAUCAGUGAAAGGAAUGAUUAUUCGAUGCAGCUCAAUAAUACCAGAAAUCAAAGAAGCAUUUUUCAGGUGCCUUGUUUGUGGAUAUGCUCCUGCACCAGUGCCUGUUGAUAGAGGUCGCAUUGAUGAACCUACACGUUGUGCAAGGCCAGAAUGUGCUGCUAUGAAUUCUUUGACAUUGAUGCAUAACAGAUGCAGGUUUGCCGAUAAGCAGAUUGUAAGGCUGCAAGAAACACCUGAUGCCAUUCCAGAGGGGGAAACCCCACACACUGUUAGCUUGCUGAUGCACGACAAACUAGUUGAUGCAGCCAAACCUGGUGAUCGAGUUGAGGUUACUGGGAUUUUCAGAGCUAUGACAGUUAGAGUGGGACCAAACCAAAGGGUUGUGAAAUCUCUUUUUAAAACCUACAUUGAUUGUCUUCAUUUAAAGAAGGCAGACAAGACAAGAUUGCGAGCUGAAGAUCCAAUGGAACGUGAUGCCAAUAGUGACAGUUUUGCUUCUUUUCAAGAGGGUGAUAUGUCACCAGCUGAUUAUGAAGCUAAGAUUGAGAAGUUGAAAGAACUAUCACGACUGCCUGAUAUCUAUGAGAGGCUAACCAGGUCAUUAGCACCGAGCAUUUGGGAGCUAGAAGAUGUAAAAAAAGGGCUCUUGUGUCAGCUUUUCGGGGGAACUGCAGUAAAGCUAGCUUCAGGUGCCACAUUUCGUGGUGAUAUUAACAUCCUGCUUGUUGGGGAUCCGGGUACGAGUAAGUCUCAACUACUUCAGUAUGUGCAUAAGUUGGCCCCUCGAGGCAUUUAUACAAGUGGUCGUGGAAGUUCUGCAGUUGGUUUGACUGCUUAUGUAUCAAAGGACCCUGAAACUGGUGAAACAGUUCUGGAAAGUGGAGCAUUGGUAUUGAGUGAUAGGGGUAUUUGCUGCAUAGACGAGUUUGACAAGAUGUCAGAUAAUGCUCGUAGCAUGUUACACGAGGUUAUGGAACAGCAAACAGUAUCAAUUGCAAAGGCUGGGAUCAUAGCAUCUCUUAAUGCAAGGACGUCUGUUUUAGCUUGUGCCAAUCCUAGCGGUUCACGCUACAACCCUAGACUUUCAGUUAUUGACAAUAUCCAACUUCCUCCAACAUUGCUUUCCAGGUUUGAUCUGAUCUACCUAGUGCUUGAUAAGGCUGAUGAACAAACAGACAGGCGCCUUGCAAGGCAUCUUGUUGCGUUGCAUUAUGAUGAGCCUGAGGACCAAACGCUGGAUGCAUUGGACCUCCCGACCCUCACUUCGUAUAUCACUUAUGCAAGACAACAUAUACAUCCUAAAAUAUCUGAUGAGGCUGCAGAGGAUCUGAUCCGUGGCUAUGUUGAAAUGCGUAGGAAGGGCAACUUCCCUGGCAGUAGCAAAAAGGUUAUCACAGCAACACCCCGUCAAAUUGAAAGCUUGAUAAGAAUUAGUGAAGCACUAGCUCGCAUCCGAUUCUCUGAGUGGGUCGAAAGAUGUGAUGUGGCAGAAGCAUUCCGGCUACUUGAAGUUGCACUUCAACAAUCCGCUACUGAUCAUUCAACUGGGACCAUUGACAUGGAUCUCAUCAAUACGGGAGUCUCAGCCAGUGAAAGAAUAAGACGAGCCAAUCUUGUUUCAUCAGUUAGGAUUCUUAUAAUGGAAAAGAUGCAGGCAGGGGGACCAUCAACCCGUAUAACAGAGUUAAUGGAGGAAAUGCACAAACAGGGAUCCAAGGAAGUCAACCUCAAUGAUAUUCGGAAUGCAAUUGGAAACCUUGUGAGCGAGGGGUUUGUUACAAUCCACGGAGACAAUGUUAAGAGAACCUGAAGGGGUUUUAAGGAUGGUACAUCACCUAUAUGAUAAUUAGUAACGGUGUAUUUCAUAAGACUGAUGUCUUAGUGCUGUGACAAACUGUUUUAAUAUGCUCCGAGCUUCAUGCUUUGUAGUACAUCGCUGGAUGCUUUCUCUUGUAACAAAAUGCUGAAUUUGGAUUAAUGCAUAGCGUGGGUGUACAACCUGAUGACAAAAAAUGACAUCACUGCGUUCGUUGUGUCAAUUUUAGCUUCAGUGUUGCAUAGAUUUCACAUGAGCUAAUGAUGGAUAUCUUAUAAUUCUUGCUCAGAUAAUUAUUUUAUUAGAACCAUUGGUGUUCUGUUCUAUCAAGUUAUGGUAAAAGGGAUAAGUAAUUGCAAAUACAACAAUACAAUGGUAUACAUUUACAGAGUUA